Molecule: messenger RNA, 1418 nt
Organism: Artibeus jamaicensis (Jamaican fruit-eating bat)
Lineage: Eukaryota; Metazoa; Chordata; Mammalia; Chiroptera; Phyllostomidae
Gene: RRP15
Product: ribosomal RNA processing 15 homolog
Exons: 5
Coding region: 32-874 (280 amino acids)
Biological process (GO): maturation of LSU-rRNA; maturation of 5.8S rRNA
Cellular component (GO): preribosome, large subunit precursor
Source: RefSeq, a predicted model, not a curated record
AAGCACUCAGGGACGCUUCCGCUGCAGAAACAUGGCCGCGGCCGUGCAGGACUCACGUGGGGGUGAGGGGAGAAAACUGAAAAAUUCCCUGAAGAAGAAGAAAAAGAAGAUGAAAAUGGUAGCCAAGGCUGUAGCAUCGGAGCUGGAAGAUGAGAACAAAGACCCUGACGGCCUUGGAGGCUCUCUAGAAAAGUGUGCGUCCGACGAGGAAGCGGUGGAGGCCGACAAUGAAGAUGAGGCUGGCCCCAGUGACGAUGACAGUGAAGGUGCCGCAGACACCCUCGUGGAUGCCAACGCGGGCUGGGCAGAUGCCAUGGCUAAGAUCCUGAACAAGAAGACACCCACGAGCAAGCCCACCAUCCUGGUCAGAAACCGAGAGCUGGAGAAGGAGAAGGAGAAGCUGAGGCAGGAGAGGCUGGAGAAGAGGAAGCAGCUGGACAGGAAGCGGGAGUGGGAGAUGCUGUGCCGGGUCAAGCCAGACGUCGUCAAAGACAAAGAGACGGAGAGGAACCUGCAGAGGAUCGCCACCAGGGGCGUCGUGCAGCUGUUCAACGCGGUUCAGAAGCAUCAGCAGAACGUCGACGAGAAGGUGAAGGAAGCCGGAGGCUCUGUGAGGAAGCGUGCGAAGUUGAUCUCCUCCGUGUCCAAGAAAGACUUCAUCAGCGUUCUGAGAGGGAUGGACGGCAGUGCACAGGAGCCAGGCUCCACGGGAAGGGGCUCAAAGGCCAAACAGACCAGAGUGAAAGAAGAGGGCCCCAGCUGGACCAUCCUCCGCGACGACUUCAUGAUGGGAGCGUCCAUGAAGGACUGGGACAAGGAGAGCGACGGGCCCGACGGGGGCAGCCCGGGGCCGGGAAGUGACGCCGCCGAGUGAAGCUGGGUGUGGGGAGGCAGAGUGCACAGUCCUUUUGUGUUUCCGGAGAAGCACCCCGCGCUCCGGAGGUGAGGGGCGAGCAAGGACCCCGCUCAUUAGGGAGCCAGAGGACCCUCCCUGUGACCAACUCUGAGGGGUCCCCUCUUCACGGAGGCUUUGCUAAAAUUGUGUUGCAAACUUGUAUAAUUGUGAGCAUUGCAUCUAGUUGUCGAGCGAGAUACACACUUCGCCACGGUCAUUGUGGGUUUCCAUGCUGGUCGUGGGUAUGUGGUGUUUUGUUUCAUUAUUACCAGUGUUUCUAGAAAGGCAACGUUCUUUAUCAUUAAAACGAACUCCUUGAAGUUAAUAGUUUUCAGCUUGCAGCUCUAUGUACUUACAGUUGGUUUUGGUGAAAGCUUUGGAGAAAACUUACCCAGGGAAAUUUAAAAUUAUAAUAUUUCUGAUCUGGGGUGACAAUUUCAUUUCCUAAGAUAUUCUGGCAAAUACAAUGUGCAGAACAUAUUUUUUACUAUACUAAGCAAUGUACAUAAAUACUUACUUAAGA